ACCAAAAAGGUCCUUGUUUCCUUGUUCCUUGUUUUUCCUUCUCCAAGGGAAUGGAGGACGAUGCCUCAGUCCCCAGGCACUCGUGCUUGAAGCUCGAACCCAGAGACUCCCAGCCCAUCUUCAUCAAGGGCACAUGGUUCGCCUCCCGCUUCGACCUCUCCAUCACCGACGGCCUCAACGCCUGGGUCUGCCGCGCUUCCGAAGACGCCGUUAGAGACCGAGCCGCUCAGUGGGACCAGCCGGUGCCCGAGUACGUCUCAUUGGCCGAGCGCUAUUUAGGGUUUCAGCACUCCGAUUCCAUCUACGGGUUCACUGAUGCUGGCGAUGACCACAAAAGAUUGUCAUGGACUUUUGAGAAGGAAGGGACGAAGCUGGAGUGGAGGUGGAAGUGUCAGCCGUCGCCGAACAGUAAGGAAACUACAGCUGCUGUGUUGGAUUUUCUGAUGGAUGCUAAUGUUGGGCUUAGUGAAGAAGUCGUGAGAAAAACUCAAUCAUUUGAGAGGUUAAAAGUGGAAGCUGAGAAGUGUCUAACACAGAGUGAAAAUAUUGCCAAUGAGAAGAUGGAGUUUGAAUCCGCAAUUUAUGCAAAGUUUCUGGGGGUCUUGAAUUCAAAGAAGGCCAAACUAAGAGAGCUCCGGGACAAGCUCUCAAAACAAGAAGCGGCUGGGAAGCGGCCACAAGAAGAGGAAGAGAGCACAGACAAAACCGAAACUUAUGUCAGUGAUGAUGAGAAUAGUGACAUAGAAUCCUUGAAAGAUCCUACAGCUAUCUGCAAGGAUAUCCCAUCUAGUAGGUCUCGAGGUCGAAAGAGGGCAUUGGAGAAAUAGACUCACACUUGUCCUUUCCAAAUUCAACAUGUUUCUGUCCCAUGUAAAGAGGAGGUAAUGAAAUUCUAGGAUUUAUUGUUUCAGGAACCUGUAAAUAUUGAUUAUAUUCCAUGUCUGGAGAUCUGAUUCUCGAUAUUUGGUAGCUGAUCUGUUAGAUGACUGGAGAAUGGAUAAUAUUUAUCAUUUCGGAGAUGUGUUAUUUGUGCUCAAAGUUUU
Argentina anserina (silverweed cinquefoil) is the source of this 1043-nucleotide messenger RNA. RefSeq names its product DNA repair protein XRCC4-like. Gene Ontology annotation, molecular function: DNA binding. Gene Ontology annotation, cellular component: DNA ligase IV complex; DNA-dependent protein kinase-DNA ligase 4 complex; nucleus. NCBI's taxonomy places the organism in Eukaryota, Viridiplantae, Streptophyta, Magnoliopsida, Rosales, Rosaceae. The record is from RefSeq and is a predicted model, not a curated record. Gene Ontology annotation, biological process: double-strand break repair via nonhomologous end joining; response to X-ray; positive regulation of ligase activity. Bases 51 to 827 code for a protein of 258 amino acids. The transcript is spliced from 4 exons.